AUGGAUUCCGAGAUUAUGGAUGAUUAUGGGAUCCCUAUUAUCGACACAGAUGAGUCACUAUUCUCCAUAAUCCCAAAGCUUUCUAAAUUUAUCCGCAAUGCGGUUGGUGAUGUCGCAUUCUCAUUCGAUGAUAUGAGCCAUGAAUCUCGAGGCCAUCGGCUUCGUCAGCUAGUACAUGCCUUGGCAGAAGACACUCAUAAUCCCUUCAUCAUUGUCGCAUUGAUGAUUCUCAAGUGGGAAUUUUUGAGUGCCGCUGAUGAUGACUGGGGAUUGAAUGAAAGUCGAGGGGAAGCUUGCGAGUUUGUCGCAUGGCAGUUCUUGUGCCAUUUGAAUCAGAUCGAGGCUAUUGAUUUUCUGCUGGAGGAGCUCCCCAUCCCCCGUCGUAGUUCAACAAACUUCUCCGAGGUUGGAAGAGACAAUUCUGAGUUUGGGCUUGCCCAUGAUACAGAAGCAACACCUCUCUUGACCCGUUCGCCAACCCCUCUUCAUCUCCUUGGCUUCGGCAGAAGAAGCGCAGCCGCUCAAAGGAACCAAGACUAUUCCGAGCUUUAUGGCUCGGACCACGAGAGGGAGGACUUUUCCCGAUAUUUUCAAUUCUUUGGACUGAAUGCGUUGGAAAUUGCUGCUGUUGCUCAAGCUAAAAGGUUUCUCAGUCAGCGAGUUGUUCAGCGCAUGGUCAAUGAUAUCUGGAAAGGAGAAAUCGUUUUCUGGGACUCACUCACUGUCCAUUCGACCAAGAAGCCACAAAUAUUCAACCGGAAGACGGCAGAUCCAUACUCGCGCCUGCGCGUCCCGGUAUAUCGUAAGAUGUUUGAGGCAGGAUUCUUCCUUUCUCUAUUGUUUCUGUACUAUUCAGUACUUGUGGAAAGAUCGCCAACGUCAAUCGGUCGCUUUGAGAUCUUGAUGGAUAUUUGGAUUGUCGCUUUUGCCUAUGAUGAAUUGAGCGGAAUCGUCGAUGCCGGUGUACUCUUCUACCAAAUGGACUUCUGGAGUCUGUGGAACCUCGCCAUUAUUGGAGUCGGGUUUGCAUUCAUUAUCACCAGGGGCAUUGGCCUGGCCAAAAAUGAUGACUAUACCCUCAACUUGUCAUUCGACAUUCUCUCUUUAGAGGCACUUUUUCUUGUCCCGAGAAUAUGCUCGCUUGUGAGCUUGAAUUCGUAUUUUGGGAGUUUAAUUCCUGUAAUGAAAGAGAUGACGAAAGCAUUUUUGAGGUUCUUACCUGUAGUGCUGGUCUUGUAUACGGCAUUUCUUACAACCUUUUCGCUUCUUGCCCGUGACCGAUUUUCUGUCGGAGAAAUGUCGUUCUUGUUGUUAAAGGUGUUCUUUGGGUCUCCAACGCUGGGUUUGGAUAAUGCCCUUAAGAUUUCUCCGAUCUUCGGCUAUGGCUUGAUGUUAAUUUUUAUCCCAAUGAGCAACUUUUUGCUUCUUGCAUGCCUUAUCAGUUUGAUGGGUAUGAGCUUAGAAGGAGUCAUGGCUCACGCUCGCGAAGAGUAUCUCUUUCAGCUCUCUAUCUACGUCCUAGAAAGCAGCAACUCCCGUCGUCUCACGUACUUUCUGCCACCCCUGAACUUAAUUCCUCUUCUGUGCAUCCGCCCUUUGCGAUUAUUCUUAUCCGCCGGUACAGUUCGUCGGGUGCGCAUCGUCUUGCUUCGAGCAACCCAUCUUCCAUUCGUAAUGAUGAUCUGGUUCUACGAGUCAAGUCUGCAGAAUUGCGAAAAAUCACCCUCUCGAUCUUCUCGACCUUUUACAGGACGACCACCUAGUACUGCUGCUAGCGACCCGAGCGUUACCAGAUUCCAGGCCCCAUUGCAUCCUUCCAUGGUUCAAGUGAACCGUAUGAAGCUUGGCCACGAGCGACUCAAUGCGGAGCCGUAUGAUGCAAAUGAUUCUAACAUGGCAGCGCCUGGACAGACACAGUUUGAGCAUGUGUUGGAUGCGGUGGAACGACUCAGGGUACAGGUGGAGCGUGUUAAUAUGACACUCGCAGCACAACAACGAGACAAGUAA
Penicillium verhagenii is the source of this 2007-nucleotide messenger RNA. RefSeq lists its product as uncharacterized. NCBI's taxonomy places the organism in Eukaryota, Fungi, Ascomycota, Eurotiomycetes, Eurotiales, Aspergillaceae. The transcript is spliced from 15 exons. Bases 1 to 2007 code for a protein of 668 amino acids. The record is from RefSeq and is a predicted model, not a curated record.